ACUACAUCUACAUCUAUCAAAAGCUAUAGCCCUCCAAUCAAAGCAUAAUGUGUUAUGAAGCAAAGCAUAUGUUCUUUUUCUCUCAUGUUUACGUUAGCAAUUUAGCAUAUGCAUUUGCAUUAUUUUGGACUUAACAAGUUUUGUUUCAACUUGCAAAAUCAAAGUUCUUGUAGAAAAAUUGCGAAAAUAUGGAGAUGGAAAUGGGACUCAAACUAACAAGAGCUGCUGAUGAAUUCUCCUCUACUGAAUUCCAAUUUGCAAAAGACAGAGCUGGCCCGCUUUUCCAGUCUACAGAAACAGACAAAAUGUUCAUCCUUACAGUCCAUUUGAAAGGUUACAUACAAAAAAACAUAAAGAUUGAUAUUAAUGAGGAAGGAACAAUAAUCACGAUAAGGGGUGAAAAGCCGAUUCAGGAAACUGUCUUGGUAGGGUGGAAGUUGAUCAAGAAAGAUGUCGAAAUCAGAAAAUUUAGUAAGGCUUUCAAGAUACCAGAUGGGGUUAUUUUGGAUAAAAUUAAAGCUAGAUUUGAUGAGGAAAAAUCCAUAUUGACAGUUAAAAUGCCAAAGAAAGUGAAAGGAAUUCUUGGAACUGAAUUUGUUGAAGUGAAGGAACAUGAAGAUUUACCAAUUGUAGCUGACAAGAUUUCUAAAAAGGUCACAUUUAAAGAAGAUACGGUUAAGCCGACAUCCUCAAUUGAUCAAGAGUCUACUAAACAAGCAGAGGAAAAUCAAGAAAAGGGGAAUGACAUUGUGCAAUUACCAUCCAGUAUCCAAAAACCACGUGAAGUACUCGAAAAACACGUUGUUAAGGAUGAUAUUCCUCAAAUGGACAAGGACUCAACACCAAAUGUCGACUCAAACAUCAAGAACAACGACACAAUUCAAGAAAAAAGAGAGCCUCAGGGAGAUUUUGUAGGUCGCGAUGAACCUGAAUCUUUGAGUUCUAGAGUUGAGCCUAAAGAUGAUCAAACCAGUGAAAAAACAAGGAAAAAGGAAGAUGAUAAUGUGCCCAAGAGGACUAAUAAAAUUUGUGUACCUAUUGUUGCAGGCUCAGCUUUAAUAUUAUCUCUUGUAGUGUUUGUCAUUCAUUUCAUCAGAACUAAGAAUCAGUCUGGGAAAAGAAAAGGUUAAAAAGCUAACAACAUAGCAUGGAUGUUAUUAGUUUUUAAAACUUUUCAUUUUCUUUAACUUCUUUAUUUGAUUGUAAAAAAUAGAGUUUGAUGAUUACUAGGUUCAAUUUGUUGUGUUGUUAUGAGUGUGUCCUUGAUCCUUAAAAAGCCUAUGGUUGUUAUUAGCACUUUCUAUAAAAUUUUCA
Messenger RNA from Capsicum annuum, 1314 nucleotides. RefSeq lists its product as uncharacterized. The transcript is spliced from 2 exons. NCBI's taxonomy places the organism in Eukaryota, Viridiplantae, Streptophyta, Magnoliopsida, Solanales, Solanaceae. The record is from RefSeq and is a predicted model, not a curated record. The coding region runs from base 189 to 1130 and encodes 313 amino acids.